This is a messenger RNA of Syzygium oleosum, 525 nucleotides long. Its product is annotated as ethylene-responsive transcription factor ERF027-like. Gene Ontology annotation, biological process: regulation of DNA-templated transcription. Gene Ontology annotation, molecular function: DNA binding; DNA-binding transcription factor activity. NCBI's taxonomy places the organism in Eukaryota, Viridiplantae, Streptophyta, Magnoliopsida, Myrtales, Myrtaceae. The transcript has a single exon. The record is from RefSeq and is a predicted model, not a curated record. Bases 1 to 525 code for a protein of 174 amino acids.
AUGGAUCAGCACUCCCCACCACCCAGCGCUUCCGGGUCGCCCGUUGAUCAUCCUCCGGUCUCCAGGAGACACCCGGUGUAUCACGGAAUUCGGUCUCGUGGCAGGAAAUGGGUGUCCGAGAUACGAGAGCCACGUAAAGUCACGCGCAUUUGGCUCGGCACUUACCCGACCGCGGAGAUGGCUGCGGCCGCUUAUGACGUGGCAGUCCUUGCCCUAAAAGGCCCCGGUGCCCUCCUGAACUUCCCUAGCUCGGCCCUCACAUACCCCAUUCCGCCUUCCACGUCGCCAACCGACAUACGUGCCGCCGCAUCGAGAGCAGCGGCUACGAGGCUCCUGAGGCGGGAUCUUGACGUGGACUCGAACGCGUGCAUGGCGGCUUCGGGGCAAGAAUUCACCGAUGAGGAUGCCAUUUUGAACAUGCCAAACCUGUUGGCCGACAUGGCGGAGGGGAUGCUCGUGAGCCCACCGCUGCCACAGGAAUCACCGGAAUAUCUCAAUGCAGAAGGCCUGUGGAAUUAUCCAUGA